This is a messenger RNA of Papaver somniferum (opium poppy), 892 nucleotides long. RefSeq names its product ATP-dependent Clp protease adapter protein CLPS1, chloroplastic-like. NCBI's taxonomy places the organism in Eukaryota, Viridiplantae, Streptophyta, Magnoliopsida, Ranunculales, Papaveraceae. Gene Ontology annotation, biological process: proteolysis. The transcript has 4 exons. The coding region runs from base 70 to 636 and encodes 188 amino acids. The record is from RefSeq and is a predicted model, not a curated record.
CUUUCAAAACCCUAGAAUCUUUUAAAUUCCAUAACCCUAGAAUCCCAAUUUGAUUUUUAAAACCCUAUUAUGUCUCUCAUGGAGAUUUCUGUUUGUAGCAGCUUAAAUGCAUCAUCCUUCAUAAAACUUUCUAAAUUCUCUCCCUCUUUUCAUUCUAAACCCAGUAACCUAAACUUGAUUACUAAAAAUACAACCUACAAAAGAUAUUCAGUUUCAAUGCAUGUGGAAGCAAAUAGUUUAUUCGGAUUCCCCAAGAGAAGUGGCGGUGGUGGCGGUGGUGCUGGCAUCUUAGAACGGCCUAAUCUUGACACAUCUAUAUUCGAACCUACUCCAAAAGUGGAAGAAGGUGGUGAUAUGGGAAAAUUGAAGCACCGAACAGCUAUAGGCAAUGGAGAUGGUUGCAAAGUUCUUCUAAUUGAUGACACGCGCCAUACUGAAAAAUCAGUGGCAUCCAUUUUGCCAAAAGCUGUUCCAGCUGUUACAACCGAUGCUGCAAAAGAACUCUUUCAUGAGUCCCGACAAAAUGGUGCUGCCGUUGUAAUUGUAGCUGUAAAGGAGCAUGCUGAAUUCUAUCUUGAGAUGAUGACCAACCUGGGAUUAAGUGCAGCCAUAGAACCAGAUUCAAGUACAGUAUAAGCAGGCAGAACAAAAGAUUAGAGAGGGGUUGUUUUACCCAUAUUCGCAUAAAAAGCUGGAAGGCUUUUUGUGUUUUGAUCUAGACAAAUUUUGAGUUAUUUGAGUUAUUCCGGUGUUUGUAUUAUUUUUGUUUUAUUUUGCGCAUGAAGUGAUCAAGUUGUUGUAUGAUAAGAAAACCUCUGCUGUGUGAUCACUUCAAUUUUGUUCUGUGACGUAAAAGAUCAAUAAGAAAAAAUCCGUGCCACCUCGAGGUCAA